Messenger RNA from Bemisia tabaci, 4495 nucleotides. RefSeq lists its product as uncharacterized. Lineage: Eukaryota; Metazoa; Arthropoda; Insecta; Hemiptera; Aleyrodidae. The record is from RefSeq and is a predicted model, not a curated record.
UGUUAUCAGUUCAAGAAAUGGAAGAUAAACUGAUACUAAUCAUUUUUUUUAUCAGUCGAUCAAUUAUUACACACUAUUUUCACCUGCUGUGAAGCGCAAUUCGAGAUCUUUAUCUAUCAUCCAUCUUUGUAUGUAUAAACAAUCUCUCAGAAAUUGGAACACUUUUCUCACGAGUGCCGUCGUUGGUUUUUCCCAAAGUAUACCGGGGGAAUUGAAGUAAGUGUGUAGUAUUGUCCGGUAGCUUAGGAGCCUCUAGUUUAUUGAUGGUCCAUGUGAUCUCCUAAAAUCGAGGAAUCUGAAGUUAAUCCUUCAAUAUUUGGCAGUGAUAAAAUUGGUGUCAUACAAAGUGAUGAAAGAAUGUCUGACGUUUUCUCUGGCGAGGAUGCUCAACAACUUUUACGUGAUAAGAACAUAAUUUUCAUCGGUGGCUCCAAUAUUCGGGCGCUAUACAAGGACCUGGUAUGGUUUCUCCAGUUCCAAUCUUUAGUUCCUCAAGAACUGCUAAAGAAGAAGUUGGAGGACUCAUUUGCCGGUGACGAGAAAAUCCGUGGUGAUCGUUUGCACCGAGGUCGAGACUAUGUUGAAGAUCGGUCUUAUCUCCAUAAUAUGGAGGAUUUCUCAAUUUUGGUGGAAUACUCAUUUACGAGCAUUUGUUACUCUGAGAAGGUCAUUGAAUUGUUCAACAACAUCAAGAAUGGACACAUCGACCCUGACAUUAUCGUCAUGAAUUCUACGCUUUGGGAUAUCAACAGAUGGGGACCCGACGGCAUCAAAAUGUUUAAGAGCAAUUUGGUGAAAUUGAUGCAACUUGUUUCUGCCAGCAUUCAACAAAAAUGCAUGUUUCUGUGGUUGACUGCACCUCCAGUCCUGUCGAGCAUUCGUAGCUCGCUGCUCCCUACUGAGAUUUCAUUCCUCAAACCGUACGUUAGAUUCAAUGUCCUGGAAGCCAACAACUUUGCAAGGCAGAUUGUCGGCUUGUAUGGGCACGAUGUCCUGGACAUUCAUCACUAUCUGCGCAUGCAGCUUUACCACAUAAUCAACGAUGGUAUCCAUUAUCAGCCGGUCAUAGAUCGCUAUGUAACCAACCUGAUCUUGACUCAUUGCAGUUUAUCAUGGAAUGUACCGUUACCAGGAAACGUCUGGAAUAUUUCGCUGGAAAAAACUGUCAAUCUCCCCUUCAGGCAGCAGGACCUCGAUGUUGAAAAAUACAUUGAUGUCAACUUGAUAUUGGAAGAACUGGAGAACACGGCUCCUAACAGACAGCUCCCUUCAGCUCCGGCUUCAAAUUUGGCUAUAGCCGUGUCCUCAGCUCCAGCACAACCCUCCUCCACUAUAGCACAACCUUCCUCAGCUCAAGCACAACCCUCAGAUCAGAUUCAAAAUGUAUUGGCCACUACAUCAGUGACAACAGGAGAGGUCAAGUCAGCUCCAUGCUCAAGCUCCAAGGUAAAAAGAGGGAAGAAAGUUGUCCCAAAACCAUCAGUGGCACAAGGAGCCUCUGCAACAGCAGCAGCUUCAACAAAAGUUGGUCCUGCGAAAGCAGGACAGGCGAAGCGUGUGCUAGUCAAUUCUGCUAAGAAAAAAAUUAUAAAGAAAAAACGGACCCCUAAGAAAGGAGCCUUUGCAAAGCAGGGGCUGCCUCCAACAUCUGCAGGAACACACACCGGGACAUUGCCAGCUGUGAGGAAAGGACCUUUACUCCCAACACCACUUUUACAACCAACAGAAAGCCCUCCUGGGAUAAUAGAUAAUGUCAGUGCUGAACACAAUUCAGAAUUUCCCGGCAGAAAUAGCCAAAUGUCAGAUUUCCCUGUGGAGUUCCCUCAGGAAGAACAACCACCUAGCAUCCUUUCGACUAAAGUCCAAUCUUGGAAGAAGACGAAAUGUUGGCGUGGAGGAAAAAAACGAGUGGUUCCAUACGUUUUUCCUAGAGGAAACUCCAUCCUCGGAAGAAUUCGCUUCCAGAAUCCAAGGCAACAAGCUCCCAGUGUCAGGUUCCAGAACCGCACUUACGUAAGACCAGGAUACCGACCUUGGCGACCGAGACAGCCACAGGAACCUUUUUAUUUGGACCCAACGUGGAAUUAGGGAUUCAACCUGGGAGAUUUGACGGAAAAUUGGGAGGUUUUAAAGCCAGGGAUCUCGUCUUUUUGGAGAGAAACGUCGACUGCGCGAUCCAAGUCGGGACAAAGAAAAACCUGGAAUCAUCAGAAAGUGAAAACUUUUAGGAAAAAUCAGGGAAUCUUUUCCAGGGACUGAGAAUCUACUGCUUUGUAUUCUGUUCUUUCUAUUCUAUUGCUUGAAUGAUAUAUUUGAAUAUUUAAAUCAUUAGAUAACAGAGAGGCUUUCAUCGACCAAAUAAUAUAGGUAUCAAGAAUUCUUUUAGCAUCGACAAUUUGAAAAGGCGUCAACAAAUUGGUUGAAAGAUGAUGAAAAUCGAUAUUCAUAUCUGAAACUCAAGAUUUAUAUAGUUUGCCCCCAGAAGAUUCCCAGGGAUAUGGGAGAAAACUUUGGUUUCCCAUGAGGGAAUGAACUUCUAUAAAUGAAGGAAUGAGUAUGGUCAAGAAUUCUGGACACCAUAUUUUAAAAGAUGUUUGGGGAAAAGCCCCCCACACAUAUAGAAAAUACGAUUUUCACCACAGUUAUAAAUUGCACUGAACAAUCUUCCAAGAGGUCAAAAAUGGGCCUUUAGAUAAGAUGUGCAUUCACGUACUACACAACGUAUUUUCUCCUCUAAAAUUUCUUGAGAGAAACUACAUAUUUGCACAAUGCAAAAGCUGGAAAUCAGCUCCUAAAAAAUAUGUAAGCGUUUGUAAUUGACACUAGUGAAAUGGAAAAAUACAAAGACAUCAUUUGCAUGUGUAAUCAUAACUUCCCCUUGAUCUGCGUUAAAAAGAACUAGUUUAUGCCUCUUUCAGGAGUUGAUUUUCCUUUGUGUAAAUCGUUUUCUAAGUGAGGUUUCCAAGAGGUUUACAACUGGUGUCAGAAAUGUGGAGUGAAAUUUUUGUUUAAAAAAGCAAUAUCAGAAGCAACAGCAAAAAGGUAGUUUUCUUCAGAAUCAAUGCCCUCAAUUUUUAAGACUCGAAUCUCUAAUUAUAUUACUGCUGUCAAUGUUCCUCAAUAUGGUGACCAUAAUUUUGCAAGAACCAUACCAUCUCUGGAAAAGUCAACUUCAAAUUUUAAAUUGAACUCUCAAAAUCGAUGAGAUUUUUCUGACGCCUUGUGUGUCAAUGAAUAUCAGGCUCUAAAUAGCAGCUUCCUCUAAAUCUACAAAUGCAGACAGAGAGCAAUGCCACUUUUUUAAGUUAGCAAGUUAGUUUUGUCACUCCUUUGGAAGUUUUAUUGUAAAUCCAGUCAUGAGAACAACCACUAAGUCCUAUGAUUAUGAUGUGGAGAAAAAGGCAUGUUAUAAAUUAGUAAUUUGCAUCUUUUUUCUACUCCAAAGGAAAAUCUGACCUUCUGUUGCUUGCAACAGAGGCAGAAGUCAUUUAAAUGAUCAAUGUCCCAUGGUACUAAAUUUUACAUGAAGGAACUAUGCCAUUAGUUUACGGGUAUAGGUAAUUCCUCUUAUAUAUAAGCCAGAAAUAGUUCCUUUUUGCAAAAUGCAGUCCAAAUCAUAGAGAAAAUAUUCUUGAAAAAACUCGUCCAUUAAUGUUUAAGUAUGUAGUCUAGUUUUGAUCAUUCUGAUCGGGAAGUAGUACCUGAAAUAUUUUUUUGCUCAAAUUUUUGGAUUUUUUUUUGUUCUGAUUGGAAUUUAUUUCCAUUCUCCUAAAAACUUGGUACUUUGAACAGAUGCCCAUUUUGUUUGUCUUGAUCAAGGAUGUGAAGACUAUAGAUUGGGGGUACUGAUACCCUAUGAGAAAACGUACCCAGCAUAGAGCGAUUGUUUAAUAUGCCCUCAAGGGGAGGGGGGUUGGAACUUACUUCGUCCUAAACUGCAAACCUGAAAAUAACAUGAGUUCUUACAGGUGUUUUUACAUUAAACGAUUUGUAAUGUUAAACGUUCAAAAUUCUAUUAUAUAGUCAUGUUCUGAAUUUGAUAGAAGCACAAAAACAGAAGAGGGUCAUGCUCAACCAUGGAAAUUCACUAUCCUUGUAACCUAACUUUUUCUGCUAGUAGAGUACAUAACUCACCAUAGGCAGAGCAUAGGAUCGACCAUCUAUAGUUUUUGCAUUAUUGAUCUCUGUUCCUGUGAGAUAUCAUGAGAUGCGUGUUUAUUUCUACAAUUUUUUUUGUACGUCGAAAUGGACUUUUUAAUUUCAAGACUGAAUUAAUCUGCAAAGCUGUGAUUCUAUGAACAAUAACUAAUUGUUACUUUUGAAUAUCCAGUCAUUUAUCAGUAUUAUUUUUUGUGUUAAAUGCUUUAAUGUGCAACGUCUUGUGAAAGUGGGGCUGUUGCACAAUUUUUGUUACUUUAUUCUCGAAAGUACAAAAAAAAAAUGAGAUUACCUUCAUUUUCUCGUUUUUCAUUUAAUAAAAUUUUGAUUCUUGCAA